AUGAAGGUCACCUCAGCUUUGCUCGCUUCUUCUGCUUUUGCUACUUCAGCCGAUAUUUCUGCUCAUUUGAUUGCUGCGGACGGAAGCUUCUGGCAAAACGCUGGUAAACUGACAGCAAAUGCUGAUGCCAUCCUCAGAUCGUGGAACGGCAAAUUCGACAAAGAGAUGGACGAUGCCUUCCACAUGUGCACCAGCGGUUCUUACACCGAUCAACAGAUCAUCUGGGAGUGUGGCAAGAAAGUCACCAAAGCAACUUUCGACAAGAACCCCAACUUCAACCUUAUGGGCCGCUACGCUGCCAGCCAGUUCCACCAGCUCGACCAAAACGGCGACGGAAAGUUGAACUUCGAAGAGUUCAAACGCGGAUUCGCCGGCUUCUUCUCUACAGUUGGCUCUACUCUUGUCGACAUUUUCGAUGCCGAUGGAAACGGUGUCCUUGAGGGUCAGGAAAACCAUGACAUGCACUUUGGCCUGAACAACAUCUGGGACGAGUUCUCCUCCGAUAAGAACCGAAAGCUCAUCACUCCCAUCCUUGACACCUGGGUCGGAUCUGAUUUGGAUAAGAACGUCGAUACUCUUUCAAAGGCUGAGAUGACCGAGCAAGCCAUCCUUCACUCCGUCCCCUACUGGUAA
Molecule: messenger RNA, 633 nt
Organism: Oikopleura dioica
Lineage: Eukaryota; Metazoa; Chordata; Appendicularia; Copelata; Oikopleuridae
Source: the annotation of a GenBank genome assembly